Molecule: messenger RNA, 1497 nt
Organism: Drosophila mauritiana
Lineage: Eukaryota; Metazoa; Arthropoda; Insecta; Diptera; Drosophilidae
Product: seminase
Exons: 1
Coding region: 20-784 (254 amino acids)
Biological process (GO): proteolysis
Molecular function (GO): serine-type endopeptidase activity
Source: RefSeq, a predicted model, not a curated record
CUAGGCCAGUUCAUGUACGAUGGCAGCUGUAGUGGAGUCGCUGCAGCUUAUCCUCCUUGCCAUCGCAGUCAGAUGGGGUGAUGCCCUUCAUCGGGGAAUCCCGGUGCAGCAGCAAAACUACGGCUAUGUGAUGCAGAUCUACGGUCCACAGUUCCUGGCGGCCGGAUCGCUGUUCAGUGCCCGAUACGUCUUAACGGUGGCUCACUGUUUCAAGAAGAAUACCAAGCCGGAGGAGCUGUCAGUGCGCGCGGGCUACAGGUGGAUAGCCUGGGAGUUCAGGGGCAAGCCAGUGGCGGGACUCCUGCGCCACCCGAAGUUUUCGCCCCUAUCCCUGCGAAACGACAUCGCCGUGCUGAGGGUCAAGGCGGCCGUUACGCAUUCCCACAAGAUCAACUACAUCGGCCUGUGCUCGCGACCAUUGACCCCUCUUAACACGUUCGCACCGCCGCAAGAGCUUGCAGGCUGGAAUUUGAUGCAUAUCACCCAGCCCCUUAAAUCUAUGAGUGUUCAAGUGGAACCCGAGAAAAACUGUCGUCAAUGGUUUCCCCAGAUCUCGGGCGGCGUGACCUGCGCCUCAGCCACGAAGGGAGAGGGGCUGUGCUAUGGGGACUCCGGGGAUCCCCUGAUCAGCGAAGGAGAAGUAUGCGGUCUGGCAAUAGCCUUUCGAAAAUGCGGAGAUAAGCGGUAUCCCGCCCUCUUCACGGAGGUUCACUACCAUCGCGCCUUUAUCGCAAAAGCCGUGCUAACCUUGGACAGGGAAAUGCUGAGCAGGUCACGGAGCUGAGACGGGUGAACUAAUAUUAUACUUGUACUUAAAACUACGCCAAAAAGAUCACGUAAAACAUACCCAAUUGCAGCUGAACAAAGUGUGUUUGUGGUUAAAAGACUCACCUGCAAGAGAACAGAGGAAAAAUUCAAUUAUAACCGAGAAAAAGAAAGGCAACAAGAGCAGAAUAAAUUUUCUUUUUGGUGCAGUAUCGCAAGAGAGCUCUUACAAUAUAUACAAUACGCAUCUGAAUAUUUUUUGCCAUUUAAGGCACCCUUUGUUUGUGCAAAAAAGAAAAUUGAAGUCUUCAUCGAACUUACAGAGUACAGCAGCUCACACUUAUUGAUAAAUUCUAUCGACUGUCGUAUUCUUCUUGGUCCAAACUACUGUUUGCCUCCGAAGGCAAAUCAAUUUGCGCUCUACAUAAAAAAUCAACAAAAGGUCCCAAGUCUGAGUAGGUUUGGCAGAGGAAUUGGAAGGCGAGUUGGCUGCUUUUGGUCGCUCGAAAAUCACGGCACAUAACCCAUUAACCCGCCGCUCCAGCAAUGCAGGUGAGGCAAACGAGGAGGUCGGCGAUGACGAUUUACAUACAAUUCUCCCGGCGUUUUUCCCUCGCUUUUUCUGUAAGCCUGCCCUGCUCAGGAACAUUUAAUGAAUUCAUAUGUUUAAUAAAAUCUACACGUGAACAUGAAUAUACAGCGUGGCGGCGGAAAGGGAAUGGUGCCGCACAA